GGGGCCCUUUCCUCCCCACACCGAGGGUGGGAUUGUGGGGAGCCCUUCCCUCCCCACACCGAGUGCGGGAUUGUGGGGAGCCCUUCCCUCCCCACACCGAGUGCGGGAUUGUGGGGGUCCCUUUCCUCCCCACACCGAGGGCGGUUUGGGGGAGAGUCCCGUCCCUCCCCUCACGGCGGUCCCGGGGGUUCGGCGGUCCCGUCCCUCCCCUCACGCGGCUUUCCGGGCCCGGGCGGUUCCCGCUGUCCCCGCGGAGCCUCACGGGGGUCCCGCCCCGGCCCCGCCGUUCCGGGAGCCACUAACGGCCCCUCGUCCUCCGCAGGGCCGCGGUCCCGGAGCCCCCGGCGGUCCCAGAGCCCCCGGCGGUCCCGGAGCCCCGGCGGUCCCAGCACCCGGACCCUAACACCUGGGAAUUGCCUUUUUCCACCUGAAGCUCGACCAUGACAGACCAAGAGUUUGUUCUCUGCAAGUGGAAGAGGCGUUUGUGGCCAGCCAAGGUUUUGUGCCAACCUGAAGUUGCUGGGAGCAGUCCCGUUGCCACCACGAAAAGGAUGGGAUUUAAAGCUGAAAUCCUUGGCUUGGAGAGGCAGGUCAGUGUGAGCUCUGCAAACGCUGUUCCCCUCACGGAGGAGAGGAUCAAGGCCAUCGCCUCCACCCUGGAGCAAAAGAAAAGCGUGAGCGAGGCCGUGGAGGAGCUGAGAUAUCGCUGUUCCCUUAAAAUCGCCUUGGAUAUUCUGCACCAGACUGAGUCAGGCGGUCAAACUCCACCUGCAGAGGGAGCAAAUCCCGAAUUUCCCCGGCAGGAAUCCGCCCCCUCCCGCGGCUUCUUCUUGCGCUCUCGCUUUAAAAAAACAGAACCUGAGGCUGCCAAGAGGAAAGGAAAACCCCAAAAGAACUGUGGGGUGAAGGAUGACCCCAAAACCGUGAGCAGGGCGGGUUCUGCGGCUCCUGAGGGGAGUGGAAAAGCACCUGGAGGUGGCACGAACCCUGCCAGAGCACCUGGAGGUGGCACAAACCUUUCCAGAGCACCUGGAGGUGGCACAAACCUUUCCAGAGCACCUGGAAGUGGCACAAACCCUGCCAGGUGCAGUGCCAGGGACUCGUGUGUGGCACCAGCCCCUGACAGCCAAAACUGCCAAAAACCAGACCCCAAAUCGUCACCCAGACAAGAAAAAAUCCAGAGUGGAGUCUCCUGUAAGCCAAAGGCUGGGAGAAGUCAGCAAGGAAGGAAAAGAUUGAGGGAUGAUUCCCCUGAGGAUCAAGCACAGGAGGCUCCUGAGGAGGGGUCUCCACCUAAAUCUGGCACUGUGGAAGCUUCCAGAAAGACAGGAGCUCAGCCUGGGAGAACAUUCCUGGAUUCUUCCUGUGAAACUGCCUCGGAUGAGCUGGAGAGAAGCAUCAGCAGUGAGAGCGAGAGCCUGGCAAAGCAGCUGGAUGGGAGGAGAGAGGCCCAGGGUGGAAAACACCUGGAUGGGGCAGGAGCGGCCUCUGGCACAGACAGGAAAUGCAGGAACCACCCUGGAUCCUCCCCUGGCCCUUCUGGUGCCUUCCCUCAGCCUCAGGAGGAGGAAAACCAAGACCCCUCACAGCAGGCUGGGAGCAAAGCCCCUGAUUCUGAGGAAGAUGAAGGGCUGGAGCCCUCUGGGACAUCUUCCAGGAGAGUUUCCUCGGAGAGCCUUCCUCCUCUGUCCCCUCUGGCCGAUGAAGAGGAGGAAAACUUCCCCAGUGUCCUGUCCCAUCGAGAACCCAAAUCCUUCGAGGAGGGGAUGCUGGUGUGGUGCAAGCUGCGGCGGUAUCCGUACUGGCCAGCGGUGGUGAAAGCAGUGAAGAGGAAGCACCGGAGGGCCUGUGUGCUCUUCAUAGAUGGCACCACAAAUGAGAAGAAAAAAGGUUUCUCAGUGUCUCUGAAGAGCCUGAAGCACUUUGAUUGUGAGGAGAAGCAGGAGCUCAUUGAACGAGCCAAGGAGAACUAUUCCAAGGAAAUCGAGUGGUGCCUGCAGCUGAUCCUGGACUAUCGGAUCCGAGUGGGUUGCCAUUCCUUCACCGGCUCCUUCCUGGAGUAUUUUGCUGCUGAUAUCAGCUACCCAGUGAGGAAAGAGGGCUACCAGAGCGUGGUGCAGAUGGCUUUCCCAAACACAGAGGAGGCAGGGGCUGGAGAAUCCUCCUCAGACACCUCCCCACAGAAACCCCCCAGGAAGCUCCUCCCUGACAGGACCAGAGCUGCCAGGGACAGGGAGAACAAGAAGCUGGUGGAGUUCAUCGUGAAGACCAAAGGGGCUGAGGAACAUCUCCUGGGCAUCUUGAAAAGCGGGAAGGAAUCGCGCUGGCUGAAGAAAUUCCUGAGUUCCAGCCGCUACAUGACCUGUGUGGAGACUUACCUGGAGGACGAGGAGCAGCUGGACCUGGUGGUGGGGUACCUGAAGGAGGUGUACAGGGAGAUGGACACCAAAAACCUGCACCAGAUCCUGGGGGAUGGCAUCAGGUUCAUCUCAGACGUGCUUCUACCUGAGGCCAUCAUCUGUGCCAUUGCUGCUGUGGAUGACAUCGAUUAUGAGAAGGCAGAAGAGAAGUACAUUAAAGGACCACCUGUGAGCAAAAGAGAGAGAGAAUUAUUUGAUGAGCAAGUGCUGGGAAACAAAAAGCUCAAGACGGAGCCGGAGCCUGCGGAGAGCUGAGGAGUGCCCUGGGCUGCCCUGGGGCCAGCUGUAAAUAACCACUGGUGAUUUGUAUAAAACGUGGCAUUCUUUGUAAAGUCUGUGCGUGUAUUCCCAGAUAUUUCUGCUCUCAGCCUUUGCUGCUUCCCGUGGCCUCGGUCAGGAUCUGCCUGAUCCUCACCCAUCAGUGCCCUCCUGGGGGGCUGCCAGAGCCCCCCAGUGCUGUGCAGAGCUGCUGCUGCUUCCACGUGGGUUCUUUUAGCCAAACACCCAGCCUGGAAAGGGAUCUUGUCCUGCUUUGUGACCUCGUUGCUCCUGAUAAAACCGGGGGGUUCCAGGCAGGAAAUGUUCCCAGGGGUUUCCCCUCCUGCCUCGUGGAUCUCCAAAGGUGGAAAAUCAGAUUGUGUGAGCUGAAACACAAAGAUCUGGGGGUUUUGGUUUGUUGUGACAAAUAAAAUUCCACAGAGAAGCAAGCCAGGUUUGCUUAAACAAAAACAUUCCCUUUUCCUCUAACACUGAACCAGUGCAAUGCUGGUUUAUUGCCUCUUCUGAGGCCAUGAAUCUUGGGAGGAUUUAAUUGUCUUUUUCUCAUCUAAAUUCCCAAUUUAAUCCUGCCCACCUUUGCUGGAGCUGUGGCACAUGGAAGCAGUGUCACCAAGAACUAAUUAAUGAUGAAUAAUGAUAAAUGAUACAUAAACCCCCCUGAUUAGGGUUUCUCUGUGAUAAUGAAAAGUGAUCUCCUUGCUUGUCCAGUAAAACCCAAGAUGAUUUGAAAUGAAGAAGUCGAAAUUGGGAUCCAGAUGUCUAUCCUGGCUGUAGUAAUUAUCUGAAUACAUUUUAAUUACACUUUUAAUUGCUCUGUGCUCUCUAAUGAGUUUUCCCACGGAAUCCCCAUUCCCGUUAUCUCAAGUACCUCAAUUAUAGGGACAGGCCAGGAAGUGAAGGUUUUAUUAAAACCUGUGAGGAGGGAGAAUGAAUUUUGUGGGAUAAGAUAAAAAAUUAACGAUGGAGUUCACUCAGAGCUGUGAGUGGCACUUUGAUGAGGGCUUGGGGAGAGACUCCUGCCCCUCAUCCCAGUGCUCUGGGAUAGUUUGGAGAUGGGGAUCAACUUUUCCCUCCUUUACAUCAACCCUGUGUUCCCUUCUCCACCAAAACUCCUCAAGUGCUGCUGAGAUGCUGCCCCACACCGUGCACAGAGGCAGAACCACCUCAGCUUUGGCAUCCUGGGAUGGUUUUGGGGGUGGAAAGGACCCUAAAACCCAUCAGGGACAGCUCCCACUGUCCCUGGGUGCUCCAGGCCCCUCCAGCCUGGCCUUGGACACCUCCAGGGACGAUCCUGACCUUGUCCCAGCCCCUUCCAGUGCUGCCCCGCCGGUCACGGCACCAGCUCAGCCUCACCAUGUACAAAUCAUGUGGAUUUAAUAAAGUGGGAUGGUGUGAAUCAUCAAAAGACGCUGCUUCUGUUGAAUUAUUUUAAUCUGUGGUGGGUGGUGUGCUUCCACCUCGGUUUUACGGCAGGUGAAGGUUGUUUUUGUACAUCAGAUAAAGCUCUAAUAUCCUGUCUCUGUCUCAGUUUCACAUUAUUAAUCACGGGGAAAUAAACUC
Molecule: messenger RNA, 4259 nt
Organism: Prinia subflava (tawny-flanked prinia)
Lineage: Eukaryota; Metazoa; Chordata; Aves; Passeriformes; Cisticolidae
Gene: PWWP3A
Product: PWWP domain containing 3A, DNA repair factor
Exons: 14
Coding region: 441-2675 (744 amino acids)
Source: RefSeq, a predicted model, not a curated record